This is a messenger RNA of Symbiodinium sp. CCMP2456, 1344 nucleotides long. The record is from the annotation of a GenBank genome assembly. Lineage: Eukaryota; Dinophyceae; Suessiales; Symbiodiniaceae.
AUGGCAAGAUCGAGGAGGACCGGAGCUGCUGGAGGACCCCGGCCCGAGUGCUGCAGUGGAAGAGUCGGCUUGCUGGUUCGGGUGCUGCUGUUGUCCUGCGCCGCUGUGCUGGUCUGCCUGGCCGCCACAUCCGGGCCGCCAGAGGCCAAGCCAUCUUGGAGCUUGGCGCUGGCAGACGACCUUCCAGUCACACUCAGCAAGGGCACUUUGCUCGGCCACCCGCCUAGCACUGAAGCCACCACCCCGGCGGCGACCACUUUGCCUACAACAAGCAUCGGCGCCGCCACAGCAAACAGGGACCUUGGGACAAGCCUGCCUCAACACGAAGAUGCCGGCGGCGAGCCGGCAAUCAUCCGAUACACGCUCCCGGCACGGCAGACAUCCUUGGACAUUGACCUGGUCGUGGCCGCCUUCUCAGAAAACCUGAGUUGGGUCGAGCCUAUGCUGGCGCGUGUCUCCCCGGGAGCCGAGCUGCGACUGUAUUGCAAAGGCCCCAAACUCAACGACCCCCGCUGCUUGCGCAUCGACAACUACGGUGGCGAGGAGUAUGCAUACCUCACCCAUAUCACUCACUUCUACGAUGAGCUCGCGCCGAUCACGGUCUUCACUCUGGGCAGCAUCUACAACGAAGACUGGUAUUGGCUCAAGUGCCGGAAGCUGAAUUUCGUUCUGAGCCAAAUCGACACUCCAGAAAAGCGUCAGAGCUUCUCCGGCUUUGUGACGAUGGCACACCAAGCGCCGGACAGUUUCAUGGAGUUCGAGGGCUACUUCCAGCUGAAGUCCUACCGGAACCAUGCCGGUGGACAGAACACUGCUGCCUGCCGUGCGAGCAUCACGCCCCUGGACAAGUGGUUCGAGCGUUUCAUCCCAGUGAACCUCACCAUUGCCCGGCACACGGGUGUCCUCUACAACCCCAUCUUCGCCGUCUCGCGCGAGAAGAUCCGCCAGUAUCCGAAGUCUAUGUACGAGACUCUGCUGAAAGAAAUCCUUCGUUGCACCGCGAAGGAGCACGAAGGCGUGGCAGAGGCGGGGCACUACCUGGAGAGAGCCUGGAAGCCGAUGUUCGAAACCUACCGACCUUUGGCCAUCAAGUGUUCUGGCCAUUUCGGACAGAAGAAGGGCGAUCCUUUCUGCUGCAACCAGACUGGGACGAUUGGCCUUCCCUGGACGAUCUGCACAGAGGGCCGGCCUACCUGCUCGGGCUUGGUCGAUGGUUCUGGCUGGGGCACCUGCAUCCCACCUGAUUGGGGCUGGCGCGAAGACCGAUGCCCAGCCUCCAUCACCGCCGGGCGAACGGGACGCCAUAGCCGGCGCCUCCGGCAAAUGGAUUUGUCUUGGGCUUGA